Messenger RNA from Toxotes jaculatrix (banded archerfish), 1155 nucleotides. Its product is annotated as endophilin-A1-like. Gene Ontology annotation, cellular component: presynapse; glutamatergic synapse; cytoplasm. The transcript has 9 exons. The record is from RefSeq and is a predicted model, not a curated record. Lineage: Eukaryota; Metazoa; Chordata; Actinopteri; Toxotidae. The coding region runs from base 70 to 1155 and encodes 361 amino acids. Gene Ontology annotation, biological process: synaptic vesicle uncoating. Gene Ontology annotation, molecular function: protein binding.
CCCCCCCAGAGCUCCGCAGGUUUUUCACAUCUCACCGAGCCUCGUUGUUUUUUCUCCGCAGCCGAAGUGAUGUCUGUCGCGGGGCUGAAGAAGCAGUUCCACAAAGCCACCCAGAAAGUCAGUGAGAAGGUUGGAGGAGCAGAAGGAACCAAGUUAGAUGAUGACUUCAAAGAAAUGGAAAAGAAGGUGGACAUCACCAGCAGAGCGGUGCUGGACAUCAUGACCAGAACCACAGAAUACCUGCAGCCAAAUCCAGCUUCCAGAGCCAAGCUGAGCAUGAUCAACACCAUGUCAAAGAUCCGCGGGCAGGAUAAGGGGCCCGGUUACCCGCAGGCAGAGACCGUCCUGGGUGACGCCAUGUUGAAGUUUGGACGGGAUUUAGGAGAAGAGUCCUGCUUCGGCCUGGCGCUGAUCGAUGCCGGCGAGGCGAUGAAGGAGCUCGGGGAGGUGAAGGACGCGCUGGACAUGGAGGUCAAACAGAACUUCAUCGACCCUCUGCAGAACCUCCAUGACAAAGACCUCAAAGAGAUACAGCACCAUUUGAAGAAGAUGGAGGGACGCCGUCUGGACUUUGACUACAAGAAGAAGCGUCAGGGGAAAGUCCAGGACGACGAAAUCAAACAGGCGCUGGAGAAGUUUGACGAGAGCAAAGAGAUCGCAGAGCAGAGCAUGUUCAACCUGCUGGAGAGCGAUAUAGAGCAGGUGAGCCAGCUGGCAGCACUGGUCCAGGCCCAGUUGGAGUACCACAGCCGCGCCGCCGAAAUCCUCCAACAGCUCUCCAGCAAGAUGGAGGACAGGAUAAAAGAAGUUUCCAGUAAACCGAGGAAGGAGUUCGCUCCCAAACCCAGAAUGACCCUGGAGCUGCUGCCCCCCAGUGAGAGCCACAACGGGGGGAUACACUCUGCCAAAUCCCCUGGAAGAUCACCAGAAAAGCAGCUGUGUCUCUGUCCCCUCACAGCCCCCAUGGACCAGCCCUGCUGCCGAGCGCUCUACGACUUUGAGCCGGAGAACGAAGGCGAGCUGGGCUUCAAAGAGGGCGACGUCAUCACCCUGACCAAUCAGAUCGACGACAACUGGUACGAGGGCAUGAUCAACGGCCAGUCGGGCUUCUUUCCCAUCAACUACGUGGAUAUCCUGGUGCCCCUCCCUCAUUAG